AUGGAAGUCUUGGUAUUAGAGAUUGAAGAUCCAGGCUGCUUUUGGGUUACUAUGAAAGGAUGUGGGCCUUAUGUAGUCGAUGAAAUAGAAUAUAAAAACCUGAAUGCUGAAAUGAAUCAGUUCUAUGACAAAUCUUAUAAAGAUGUGGAUGAAGUAAAACCAGUAACAGUAGAAGAAGGCCAGAUUUGUGUGGUUUUCAGUGAGGAACUCAAAUGCUGGUGUAGAGCAAUUAUUAAGUCAAUCAUGUACUGUACAGAUCAUUAUCAAACAGAAUGUUUUCUUGUGGAUUAUGCCAAAUACAUUUUUGUUAAAUCAAAGGACAUUCGAGUUCCACUGGAAGCAUUUAUGCAGAUCCCAUAUAGAGCAAAAAAGUGUAGACUGUACCGUACAAAGCCAGUGACAUUGCAUAUUGACUUUUGUGAAGAUACUGCAAAAAUAGUACCAGCCAAAAGAUGGGAUAGUGCUGCUACUCGGUAUUUUCAAAACCUUCUCAAAGCAACUACCCAAAUGAAAGCCAAGUUAUGUGCUGUAGAAGAUAACACAUUUGAUGUUUUUCUUUAUGUGACAAUAAAAGAUGAAAAGGUAUGCGUUAAUGACGAUCUUGUCUCAAAGAACUUUGCUCGUUUUGAGGAAGCUAAAGAGAAUACGGGGAGUUAUGGAGAUUAUCACGAGAGCCAAAUAUCAUUAAAUGAGUCUCUUCCAGUGAAAAUUGUUAAUCCUGCGCUUGCUUUCAGGCCAGUGCUGUUUCAGGAGGAGAUAGCAACAAAUCUUGAAACAGGUCUUGCUGUUUCCAGUUCCGUUCUUGAAGAGACAUACCAAAAGUCAAGCACAGAUCUAAAUGAAAAUACUGCACCUAGUUUACAAAACAUUAGUGAAGAAAGUAAGUUUGUCUGUCUUAGCAACAAAAUUGAGCCAUCGUCAAUUCUGGAAACAGCACCACUUUUUGAUGGUCUGAAAAAGGAACUUACUCGGAAAAAAUUUUUAGGCCCUAACUUCACAGCAUCUUACUGUUGGCCACCGGUAGCUCGAGGAUGUGAUGUAGUUGCCAUCUCAUAUCAGGGAAAUGAUCCUUUUUUAUAUAUUCCACCAGUUCUUACGUUUUUGCAGUUGGGAAGCUGCUACAAAGCCUUGCCAAACAGGAAUGGACCACUAGCACUUAUUUUAUGUCCCGGGUGGAAGAAGGCACAACUUGUUUUUGAACUACUGAAAACAUAUGAGAGAUGCUCCAGACAGCUGCAUCCAAUGUUGAUAAUACUUGGGCAAAACAAAGAAGCAGCUAGAAGUGUGAAAAUCCGAGGAUGUGAAGUAAUUGUUACGACGCCAUAUAGUCUCCUGAGACUGUUUGAACAUCACAGUUUAUUAUUUUGUAGACUUUGCCAUCUUGUUCUUGAUGAGGUUGAGGUACUGUUUUCUGAUGCUACUGAACAGGUUUUUACUAUAUUAGAUUGUUACAAGAAAGCCAUUGUUCCUGAAGAGUGGGAGUAUUCACCGCAUCAGAUUAUUGCUGUUGGAACUCGUUGGAAUAAACAUGUAGCACACUUGAUAAAGGAGUUCAUGAAUGAUCCUUACAUUGUGAUAACAGCUGUAGAAGAAGCUUCCAUCUAUGGAAAUGUGCAACAGGUUGUGCAACCUUGCACAAACAGUGACAGAACUACUGUGUUACUCAAAACACUGGAUUUUACCCACAAUAAUCUUCAGAAGGUGCUGGUAUUCACUAAUUCAGUAGAUGAAGCAGAAAUGGUUCAUAAGGCACUGAAGAGCAAUUCAAUAUUUUCCUUGAAAAUGCAUAAAGAGAGUGAGUUUAAUUUAAAGUAUAUCUUAGAGCAGUGGACAAAAAAGUGUAGCUCUGGCACUCGUGUUGUGUUAGUUUUAACAGAUGAUUGCCUGCAGUCUCUGGGAAUUACAGAUGCAACUUGCGUGAUACAUUUCAGUUUUCCUUCUCCAAGAAUUUUUGGUCAGCGUCUACACAGCAUGUCUGACAAUUUCUGUAAAGUCAUAAAGGAUUCUUCUGUAGAUCAGGAAUAUACAAAGGCAAGGUCAGUUAUUCUGCUAACAGAAAACUGUGCAUGUCAUGCACUUGGGAUCCUGCGCUAUUUGCAGCAUGCAGAAGCUGAAUUUCCACCAGAACUGUAUGAUUUUAGUGCCAAGAUGCUAGAAGCUGAAGAAGAUAAGAAAUUUUCACGGCCACUGUGUACCCAUCUUAAAACAUUUGGGAUUUGCAAGAAUAGAACAGUGUGUCCAGAUCGUCAUCAAAUUAAUUUACAAACAGAUGUGCCCCAGAAUAUACCAGAUAGAAUUACACAAAUGCCUGGAUGUGUGACAAUACUGCCUCUCUACAUUGUAAAUGCAACAAACUACUUUGGUCGAAUAGUAGAUAAACAAAAGGACCAAUAUACAAUUCUUGCUGAAGAAAUUAAUGAGUAUUUUAAGAAACCUAGUAAUAAAAUUUCUGUUAAAAAUGUGGAGAAGCUAGCGUUUUAUGGAUUAUGUGAGAAAACACUUUUCCACAGGGUUCAGGUGGUCGAGAUUUCCCCAAAAGAGGAGGGUAAUUUCUUUAAUGUCAAAAUUAAAUACAUAGAUGAAGGCAGAACAAGUCAAGUUCAGAGCUAUCAACUGCUUCACUUACCUGCAAAGUUUCAGAGUCUGCCACCUCAGGCUGUGGAAUUCAUAGUUUGUAGAGUGAAACCCAUUGAUAAUGAAAUUGAAUGGAACCCAAAGGUAACUCAUUAUAUUAAUCACAAAAUUAAAGGAAAACUACAUGAAGCAAAAAUAGUACAUACCUUGGGAAAUACAGCUUGGGUUGAUCCAAUGGUCCGGGUUACCAGGCUUCCAGAUUUGAAGAUGUCUGUCAAUGAAUACAACGUGCGAUCUGAGAUUUUGUCUAUGGGUCUGGGAACUGACAAUCCAGAACAUCUAAUACAACUUCAGAAGUUGUGCGGACGCAUGAAGGUAUUGGAUCAUGCAAAGAACUUGGAGCCUUUAAGCGUAGAGGAAGAUACAGCUGGUCCAGAGAAUGUGUCCAUUCCACAGAAUAAGUCAAUACAAGAAAAUGCUACUGAAACCUCUGAUUCUUCUAAAAUUACUUCUAAGAAUCAUGCACGUGAUGGUGUAGCUCAAGCUAAGGAAGCAGAAGACUCUACCCUGCAUCAGCAUAAAUGCUUUUAUCCAGAAAUAAAAUGGUUUCAAAACGAAGAGACUGUUACAGUGAAGGUAAAAAUAGAAAGUGUAGCUGACUGUAAAUGUGAGUUUGCUAAAAAGAAGGUGGUUUUCAGUGCUUGUUCAGGAGACAAACUUUAUUUGGCUGACAUGGAGCUGCAUCAAUAUAUACUUGCAGAGAAGUCUACGUGUGUGAUUAAGGAUAAAGAGGCUAUUAUUGUUCUUGCAAAAGAGAAGAAAGGAGUAUGGUGCAAAUUACUGAAGAACAAGAAUCCUCACGUGUCUUUUGAUUUUGAACAUUGGGAAGAUUUUGAAGAUAAAAGCCCUUUUCCAGUUGGUACUAAAAAACUGCAUUGCACUGCUGCAGUAAGUGAAGAACUGGUUGACUCCUCAGAAGACAGUGGAACAGAAAGCGAUGAGUAA
Egretta garzetta (little egret) is the source of this 3579-nucleotide messenger RNA. RefSeq names its product tudor domain containing 12 (gene TDRD12). Gene Ontology annotation, biological process: transposable element silencing; germ-line stem cell division. The record is from RefSeq and is a predicted model, not a curated record. The transcript has 28 exons. NCBI's taxonomy places the organism in Eukaryota, Metazoa, Chordata, Aves, Pelecaniformes, Ardeidae. Gene Ontology annotation, molecular function: ATP binding; metal ion binding; nucleic acid binding. The coding region runs from base 1 to 3579 and encodes 1192 amino acids.